AUGUCAAAACUGUGUGGUUUGAACGUUGUUCAGCUACGAGAAGAACUACAGAAACGAAGCCUUGUUACAAGUGGCAACAAAGAAGUACUAGUAACACGUCUGAGAAAAGCUCUCAUUGACGAAGGUAAGAACCCAGACGAAUUCAAGUUUGAUGGUGCUGACGAAGACAAUGAAAUUAGCACAGGCACGUUUACAACCGCUAAAAUGAUGGAACUUCUGCUUAGUAUGUCAACUGAAAUAAAACAACAGAUCAGGGAACAGUCCGAACGACAGACAGAGGAGUUAAAACAGAUCAAAGAACAGUCCGAACGACAGUCCGAACGACAGACAGAAGAGUUAAAACAACAGAUCAAGGAACAGUCCGAACGACAGACAGAGGAGUUAAAACAGAUCAAAGAACAGUCCGAACGACAGUCCGAACGACAGACAGAAGAGUUAAAACAACAGAUCAAGGAACAGUCCGAACGACAGACAGAGGAGUUAAAACAGAUCAAGGACCAGCUAAAACACGUAAAAUUAGAAGUGGCAGAACAGAUUGAAGAACAGUCAACAAGAAUAGAAAUGAUCGAGCAGAAACUUGAUCGUCAGACCGUUGAGGUAGAUCAAAAGAUAGACAAAUUGAAGCGAGAAUUGGAGCAAACCAAAAAAAUGGCCAUGCCGUUAGAUCACGCAUCCGGAAGAACUUUGAAGGUACCAGCAUUUGACGGAGAGAUGUCCUGGAACGUUUAUAAAAUCCAGUUCGAAGCAGCGGCAACUAGUAACUGUUGGAACGGAAAAGAACGAGCAACAGCACUGAUACUGGCCCUGCGAGGUUCAGCAGCAGAGGUUCUUCAGACGAUUCCGGCGGAGAACCACUUCAACUAUGAAGUUCCGGUUAGCGCGUUGGAUUUACGUUAUGGUGAAGAACACAUGAAACAGAUUUAUCGGUCUCAGCUUAGAAACAGAACGCAACGAUCUGGUGAAUCCAUUCAGCAGCUGGCACAAGAUAUCGAACGGUUGACAUUGCUGUCGUAUCCGACAUCAGACCCCGAGCAUAGAGACGAAACUGCCCUGGAUACGUUUAUCAAAGCCCUUCGUGAUUCGGAACUCAAGCAAUCCCUUCUCUUGUCAGAUAAACGAAAACUCAAGGAUGCCGUUGCGCACAGUCUCACUUUUGAAUCGGCAAAGCAAGCAUCAAAAAGUGACGUACGUUUACGCCAAGUACAUGAAGAAUGCCCUUGCCAGAAGGUGGUUGUGAAACGCGAACCUCAACAGCAUGGUGUACUCCAAUGCUGGAUUUGUGGUGAAAAAGGCCAUCUACGUCGUGAUUGUAAACACCGCCUAAAAGAUAACUACUGCCGAAAUUGCGCGACAAGAUGGCGCAAAAGAAGAGAAGAUUAUCCUGUAUCACGAUCGGCCCCUUCUAACGAAGGGACGGGAAAACUAAUAAACGCCAACUUUGUGGGGCAGAGGUUGGCUAGUAGAAUUGACGCCCCCAGUACCGUAAUUAACGUUUCCAGACUACAUCGAAAUCGAAAUGACCUAUGGCUGAACGGAAAAGUUGAUCAACGAGAAUGUGUAAUUACAGUCGACACCGGAGCAACAAAAUCGAUUUUAAGAUCUGAUUUGGUUUUUUCGGUAUUCCUAUACCUGACCAUCUUCGGUGCUCAAAUCGAUAUAUUGUGCAUGCAAGGCCGCAGCCAGGAUUAUUUUUGGGGGGCGGGCGGGCUGUCGGAAUCCUUUUUUUUAUAA
Molecule: messenger RNA, 1731 nt
Organism: Helobdella robusta
Lineage: Eukaryota; Metazoa; Annelida; Clitellata; Rhynchobdellida; Glossiphoniidae
Exons: 2
Coding region: 1-1731 (576 amino acids)
Biological process (GO): proteolysis
Molecular function (GO): aspartic-type endopeptidase activity; nucleic acid binding; zinc ion binding
Source: RefSeq, a predicted model, not a curated record